CCCCGCCACGCGGGGCCUCCUUCCACCGAGACCUGACCCUGGAGACCUUCCCCAUGGCGCUACUGCACAGACUUCUCCAGGAGGUGACCAGGGCGAAGCGCUCCUGGGCCGGUAGGGAUUUGGGGGUAGGGAAUGCGGGGGGGCCAGGGGGGGUGCCCAGUGCACACCCUACGACUGCCCUGUCCCGACCCUGUGCAGGCUCCCUGGCCGGCAGCUGCCUGUCGGAUCCCAGGCUCUGGGACCGGCUCCACGCCCAGGCGUUGCCCGGAAGGCCCCCUAACUUCGACUGGUUUUUUGGCUACGAAGAGGUUCAGGGGCUUCUCUUGCCGCUGCUGCAGAAAGGGGCUCCCCAGGGGCCAGCGGUGGCCCCCCUCAGGGUGCUGGACGUGGGCUGUGGAACCUCGGAUUUGUGCCCUGGACUCUACACCAAGUGCCCCCUGCCCUUGACCGUGCUAGGGGUGGACUUUUCUCCAGUGGCUGUGCACCGCAUGAAGCGCUUGCUGGAAGGGCACGGAGACCACCCUGGGCUGCGCCCGGCGCACCCCGAUUCCCAGCUGCGGUUCCUGCAGGCUGACGCCCGAGACCUGGGCUCUGUCUGCCCUUCUGGGUCCUUCCAACUGGUGCUAGACAAGGGCACCUGGGAUGCUGUGGCCAGGGGUGGCCAAGAGGGGGCAGAGCAGCUGCUGUCCGAGUGUCUGCGGGUGCUUGCCCCCCAGGGCACCCUGGUGCAGUUCUCCGAUGAGGACCCCGAUGUCCGUUUGCCCUGCUUGGAGCGGGGAGCUGGCAGCAGACUGGUGAAAAUACAUGAACUGGGGCCCUUCAAGGGGCUCACUUACUUUGCUUACUUGGUCCAGGCCGCUCAAUAAAAGCAAUCUUCCCCGUUUUA
Molecule: messenger RNA, 886 nt
Organism: Antechinus flavipes (yellow-footed antechinus)
Lineage: Eukaryota; Metazoa; Chordata; Mammalia; Dasyuromorphia; Dasyuridae
Gene: CSKMT
Product: citrate synthase lysine methyltransferase
Source: RefSeq, a predicted model, not a curated record